GAAAUCAUGCAGGCACAGCCGGAAGAGAGCCAGUCUGGCCCGGCCCUCCUUUUCCAACCAACUGCAGAAAGAGCACACAUAUAGUCAUUUCCGGGAAACGGGUGCUUGCUCUGUGUGUGCAACAUGGAGGCGACUGGUGUGACUGCUGAGCCGGUUUCCGGGGAACUGGUGUCUGUGGCACAUGCUCUUUCUCUCCCAGCUGAGUCUUAUGGCAACGAUCCUGAUAUUGAGAUGGCUUGGGCCAUGAAAGCAAUGCAGCAUGCUGAGGUCUACUACAAGCUCAUUUCAUCAGUUGACCCACAGUUCCUGAAACUCACCAAAGUGGAUGACCAAAUCUAUUCUGAGUUUCGAAAAAAUUUUGAGAAACUCAGGAUAGAUGUGUUGGACCCAGAAGAGCUCAAAUCAGAAUCAGCUAAAGAGAAGUGGAGGCCAUUUUGCUUGAAGUUUGACGGAAUUGUAGAAGACUUCAACUAUGGUACUUUGCUGCGACUGGAUUGUUCUCAGGGCUACACUGAGGAAAACACCAUCUUUGCCCCCAGGAUACAAUUUUUUGCCAUUGAAAUUGCUCGGAACCGGGAAGGCUAUAACAAAGCAGUUUACAUCAGUGUUCAUGACAAAGAAGUAGAGAAAGAAGGCAACCAUGGAAGAGAGAAAGCUGACAGUGGAAGAGCAGAAGAGAAAGGAGCCAAAAGAGAAGGAGAAAAAGUGAAAACCAACAAAGGAGAAGAAAAAGAGAAAGAAGCCAACAAAGAAAUCAACAAGAGUAGUGAAACAGCUAUGUAAGCUAGACAAGGAAUAGCUCCCUAGAAGCUGUGACUCAACUAAGUCUAUAGAUACCAUGAUACUGGCCGCACAGACUCCUGUGGUUAAAUAUAUGUCAUUGUGCAAUUGAAAGACACGCAGAAGGACAUCUUUCUAGCCUAAUAAUCAAGAGCUACUUUGGUUGUUCUCUUGUAUGAACUGGCUUAAAGACUAUAAGUGGGGUCUUAGUUGAUUGUUGCUUGGUAUAGUAUUUCUUGGUUCUCACCACUGGUCAAGUAAGAAAUUUUAUAAAUAAAUUUCUUUUGGUUCUUAUGACUAUAUCUGUGAUUGACUUUUAAAAGAUAUUUCAAAUUAUUUGACACUUCAGAUUUUUUUCAAGUAUAUAACCUCUUUAUCAUGUCAUAUAAAAUGAUGUAUGCCUGUUUUUAAAUGCUUAUCAUUGUUUCCUAUAGUGAAUGUUUCUCAAACCUGUUAAGUUGUAUAUGACUUUUUUUAAAGUUUACUUAUUUUGAGAGAGAGACAGAGACAGAGUGCUCACUUACAUGAGUGGGGGAGGGGCAGAGAGAGAGAGAGAGAGAGAGAAAGAGAACCCCAAGCAGGCUCCACUGUCAGUGUGGAGCCUAGUACGGGGCUUAAUCACAUGAACCAUAAGAUUAUGACCUGAGCAGAAAUCAAGAGCUAGACUCUUAACCUACUGAGCCACUCAGGUGCCCUGUUUAUGGUUUGGGGAUUAGAAGUUCGUAUAUAAGAGUUGACUCUAGGUAUUUGAGUAAGUAUAGCUUUCUUAUUUUCUUUGAUAUAUCUCACAAAAUAUUUGAUAAAUACUCUAUGGUGAUAAGAGCAGGGGCCUGAGCCUAACAGACUAGUGAAUGUGGCCCAGUUCACAUUAGAAGAGGACUGGACCUGCUUCAGUACCUGCUUCUCUUCUGGUACCCAAGUUGUUACCUGAAAGCUAGCUCAAAAUAAUAAUUAAUAUAAAGCCUGGUACAGUGACUUCCCUUUUAUAAUGCUAAGAACAAUAACAUACAUUUAUACACUAUAUAUAAAUGUAAAAAUGAACAUUUUUAAAUAUUUUGUCAGACUCAAAAAAUAGACCAGUUGAUUUUAUAUAGAUUGGGAAGGGGGUUUCUUCUCAUCUAAUGACUUUUAAGAGUGCAUGUCUCAGUUAUCUUUAUAUAUGUAUAAAGUUUGUGCAUGUCCCCAUAGACCUACUGACCUUGAUGCCAAAACUAUUUAGAGGAAGCCACAAUGUUUACAGUACAAAUAGUAAAUAAAUACUUUUAAAACUAA
Messenger RNA from Felis catus (domestic cat), 2052 nucleotides. It is a transcript of the gene PBDC1, whose product is annotated as polysaccharide biosynthesis domain containing 1. The transcript is spliced from 6 exons. NCBI's taxonomy places the organism in Eukaryota, Metazoa, Chordata, Mammalia, Carnivora, Felidae. Gene Ontology annotation, cellular component: cytoplasm. Bases 124 to 783 code for a protein of 219 amino acids. The record is from RefSeq and is a predicted model, not a curated record.